GUCUCUCUCUCUCUCUCUUGAUCAGCGUCUCUUUACUAACUUCUAAAGUCGCGCUUACAGAGUUACACACGCAGUGUCAGUCUCUCUCUCUUUUUCUAUAAAUAAGCAAUAAAUCGAGAAGAAUACAAAAACACCUCCCGUUUCUAUCUCUCUGUUUCUCUAUUCUCUCUAAUCUCCAUCUGACUACUCACAGCUUCAUUUAUAUAUAUAUAUAUAUAUAUACACACAUAUAUAUAUACAUACACACACACACACACGUAUAUCUCAGAGUCACUCAACUGCGAAGUGGCUUUCUGGGAAAUGUAGCAUUCAGGAAAUGGCCACGUGUCGCAGAAACGACGUCGGAUCUCUGAUUCUCGACCGCCCCACCGCCACUCCGGCGACGUCCGGCGGCCACUUUCGGAAAUGGCCGGGGUUCUCCGGUGCCGCAUUCAGGAGGAAAAUCUUCGGCGCCGUCAGCUGCGGCGGGAGCUCUCGCUACCGCCACCACAACCGCGGCGAAGACUACGACGACGACAGAAACGCUCCGGUCGCCGCUCCGGCGGUCAAGGAGAAGGCGCCGGCGGAGAAGCCUAAAACAACGGCGGCGUCUAAGGCGAACGGGAAGUCGGAGAAGCUGAUGGAUCUUCUGAACCUGGCGGAGUGGUCGGAGAGCGAGGCGGAGGCGGCGGCGACGCGGAGGAAGGUGGAGGCGCUGGAGACGCUGAAGCGAGUGGUUAGGGAUUUGCAGGUGGAGGAGAGGGGAAAGAGGAGAGAGGCCGCGACGGAAGCGAGGUUGCUUGCGAAGGAAGAUUUGGAGGCGAGAUGGACUCUGGCCAUGCUCGGAGCCAUUCCUCCUCUCGUCGGAAUGCUCGAUUUUGAAGACCAUAAUUCUCAGAUCGCCGCCCUCUAUGCUUUGCUCAAUCUCGGGAUCGGCAAUGAUAUGAACAAAGGAGCCAUUGUUAAAGCAGGUGCUGUUCACAAAAUGCUAAUGCUCAUAGGGUCUCCAAAUUCUCUAAACCCAGCAGUUUCAGAAGCUAUAGUGGCAAAUUUUCUGGGCCUAAGCGCAUUGGACUCAAACAAACCAAUUAUUGGAUCCUCAGGUGCCAUACCUUUCUUGGUCAAAAUCCUCCAGAAUUCGGAAAACCCCAGUAGCUCACAAGCCAAGCAAGACGCCUUGAGAGCCCUGUACAAUCUCUCAAUCUGCCCAUCAAACAUUUCCUUUAUCAUGGAAACUGAUCUGAUCCCAUUUAUGUUGAACGCGUUGGGAGACAUGGAAGUAAGCGAGAGGAUCCUCUCGAUUCUGGGCAAUGUGGUUUCGACACCGGAAGGUCGAAAAUCGAUCAGUGCUGUGGCUGAUGCUUUCCCCAUUUUGGUUGAUGUGUUGAAUUGGAAUGACUCUCCUGGGUGCCAAGAGAAGGGAUCCUACAUUUUGAUGGUGAUGGCGCACAAGGCUUAUGGGGAUAGGCAGGCCAUGAUUGAAGCCGGGAUCGUCUCGGCAUUGCUUGAAUUGACGCUUUUGGGUAGUACAUUGGCGCAGAAGAGGGCUUCAAGGAUUUUGGAGUGUUUGAGAGUGGAUAAAGGGAAGCAGGUUUCACAGAGUUUUGGUGGGAAUUUGGGGGCUACUGUUUCUGCCCCUAUUUGCGGGUCUUCAUCAUCUUCAGUGAUGAAUCCAAAAAUGGGCACUACAGAAUGUUUGGAAGAGGACGAGGAUAUGAUGAGUGAGGAGAAGAAAGCAGUGAAGCAGCUAGUCCAACAGAGUUUGCAGAACAACAUGAGGAAGAUUGUCAAGAGGGCUAAUUUGCCGCAAGAUCUUGUUCCUUUUCACUUCAAGUCACUCACAGCAAGCUCCACUUCAAAGAGCUUGCCUUUUUAAGGAGUUGGACCUGCUGAGGAAGGAAGGUGUGAGAUUGAGGAGAGGAAUUCUGAAGUUAGUUUUCUUUUCAUGAUCUUAUUAUCAAGCUUCUGGUCUUUUCUAAUUUCUACCUUUUUUUGUUAGUGCAUAAAAUAGCUAUUGCUCGUCAAAAAGUCGAUAUAAAACUAUAGACUAUAGUGUUGUAUAAUUAUCCGAGUAGAAAAUUUCUCAUGUGGGCAAUUCCCAUUUAUGUUGCUUUUGGUGUUUGAAUGAGUGCAUACUCUCUCUCUCUAUCUUCCUUGCUUAUAAUGGGCGCCAGGCAUACAUUUUGGCUUGAAUAUGAAUUCUAUUCUCCCACAAGUAGAGCUCACCGAUAUUGGAAGCAUUACUUUCUUAAAAGUUCCAUUUGAU
This is a messenger RNA of Morus notabilis, 2245 nucleotides long. RefSeq names its product U-box domain-containing protein 12. The record is from RefSeq and is a predicted model, not a curated record. The transcript has 2 exons. Gene Ontology annotation, molecular function: protein binding. Bases 317 to 1855 code for a protein of 512 amino acids. NCBI's taxonomy places the organism in Eukaryota, Viridiplantae, Streptophyta, Magnoliopsida, Rosales, Moraceae.